AUGACUUGGGCGCUCGGCAUCGAGGGGCACAGGGAUGACUCACUUGUAGUGUGGAAGGAGGUGGACCUUACCCGGCUGUCAGAAAAGGAGCGUCGUGAUGCUUUGAACGAAAUUGUUAUCCUUGCCCUGUUGCAGCAUGAGAACAUCAUCGCGUACUACAAUCACUUCAUGGAUAACACCACGCUGCUGAUUGAGCUGGAGUACUGUAAUGGAGGGAACCUCUACGAUAAGAUUCUGCGGCAGAAAGACAAGUUAUUUGAAGAAGAGAUGGUGGUUUGGUAUCUCUUUCAAAUUGCAUCAGCUGUGAGCUGCAUUCAUCGAGCAGGAAUUCUUCACAGAGAUAUAAAGACAUUAAAUAUCUUUCUAACCAAGGCAAACCUGAUUAAAUUGGGAGACUAUGGGUUGGCAAAGAAGCUGAACUCUGAGUACUCUAUGGCUGAGACUCUGGUAGGAACUCCAUAUUACAUGUCACCAGAACUCUGCCAGGGUGUGAAAUACAACUUCAAAUCAGAUAUUUGGGCUGUGGGCUGUGUCAUCUUUGAGCUGCUUACUCUGAAGAGGACCUUUGAUGCUACUAAUCCCCUGAACCUUUGUGUGAAGAUAGUACAGGGAAAUCGAGCCAUGGAGGUUGAUUCCACUGUCUAUUCCCGGGAGCUGAUCCAGAUGGUGAAUUCCUGCCUUGAUCAGGAUCCAGAGAAGAGACCCACAGCAGAUGAACUGCUUGAACAUCCCCUUCUCAGCAAACGCAGGAGGGAGAUGGAAGAGAAAGUCACACUGCUUAAUGGGCCAAAUAAGCGACCAAGGUCAAGUACCAUGAAUGAGGCUCCCAUUGCAGUGGUGACUUCACGCACUAGUGAGGUGUAUGUCUGGGGAGGCGGGAAGUCCACCCCCCAGAAGCUGGAUGCCAUCAAAAGUGGCUGCAGUGCACGCCAGGUGUGUGCUGGUAACACUCACUUUGCUGUGGUGACAGUGGAGAAGGAGCUCUACACCUGGGUGAAUAUGCAGGGAGGCACCAAGUUGCACGGGCAGCUGGGACAUGGAGACAGAGCCUCCUACCGGCAGCCAAAGCAUGUUGAGAAGCUUCAGGGAAAAGCCAUUCGCCAGGUGUCCUGUGGAGAUGAUUUCACAGUGUGCAUCACGGAUGAGGGCCAGGUGUAUGCCUUUGGCUCUGACUAUUAUGGAUGCAUUGGCAUUGACAAGGCUUAUGGCUCUGAAGUGCUUGAGCCCCUGCAGCUGGAUUUCUUUCUCACCAACCCUGUGGAGCAGGUCUCAUGUGGAGAUAAUCAUGUGGCAGUGCUGACCAGGAACAGAGAAGUCUACACGUGGGGCUGUGGAGAGUAUGGGCGCUUGGGCUUGGAUUCAGAAGAAGAUCACUACACCCCUCAGAAGGUUGAUGUUCCAAAGACUUUAAACAUUGUGUCCGUUCACUGUGGCUGUGAUGGGACUUUCCUGCUCACGCAGACAGGCAAAGUGUUGGCAUGUGGACUGAACGAGUUCAACAAACUGGGCCUGAAUCAGUGCACAUCAGGGAUAAUCAAUCAUGACACGUACUGUGAGGUGCCAUAUGCCACUUCCCUUACUUUGGCCAAGCAGCUGUCCUUCUACAAGAUCCGUACCAUUUCUCCAGGGAAGACACACACAGCUUCCAUUGAUGAGCGAGGCCGCCUGCUGACGUUCGGCUCCAACAAGUGCGGACAGCUUGGUGUUGGGGACUAUAAGAAGCACCUGGGAAUUAACCUGCUGGGAGGCCCCUUGGGGGGUAAGCAGGUGAUCAGGGUUUCAUGUGGAGAUGAAUUCACCAUAGCAGCUACUGACGACAACCAUAUCUUUGCCUGGGGUAAUGGUGGGAAUGGCCGUCUGGCAAUGACAUCGACCGAGAGAGCUCAUGGCUCGGAUAUCUGUACCUCGUGGCCUCGGCCAAUAUUUGGAUCGUUGCAUCAUGUUCCAGACCUGUCAUGCCGUGGCUGGCACACCAUCAUCAUUGUCGAAAAGGUGUUGAACUCUAAAACAAUUCGAUCCAACAGCAGUGGCCUGUCCAUUGGUACUGUGGCUCAGAGCUGCACAACUGGAGGAGGAGAGGAAGAGGAUAAUGAACAGGAAGUGGAGACUCCCAAUCCCAGUGGAGGCUUUCGGGGAACCAUGGAAGCAGAUCGUGAGUUGGGGGGCUGGAUCAGCACCACAGAAGCUAAGGGAGGCAACAGUGCUGACAGCAGCUCCUGCCCUGGCUGGCUGCGGAAGGAGCUGGAGAACGCUGAAUUCAUCCCCAUGCCUGACAGCCCCUUUCCUCUAAGCAUGGCAUCUUCAGAGCCCGAGAAAGAGACACUCCCUUAUCAGAAACUUCAAGGACUCAAAGUGGCUUCUGAAGAACCUGUUGGAUUAAACAGGCCCAAAACGGAGCCCUGGCCUACUUGCCUGAGUCCAACCCUGCCAUGCGGUGAAGGGAAAGCUGCAUCUCCCGUUGCAGGCUGCAUGUGCAGUGCUCUGCAAAUGGAGGUGACACACCUCCGAGGCCUGGUUUUACAGUGUCUGGAUGAUCAGAAGAAGCUGCAGCAGGAAACUGUUCGUCUGAGUACCCAACUCCAGCUGUUCUGCAGGGGGACGGAGGGAAUGCAGCAGGUGGAGGUUCAUUCCAAAGGAACACAGACAGCCAAAGAGGAGAUGGAAGUGGAUCCGAAACCUGACUUGGAUUCAGAUUCCUGGUGUCUCCUGGGAACGGACUCGUGCCGCUCCAGCCUCUAGUCUCCUGAGCCCACUGGGAUCCAUCUAACUUCACAGCACACUAACCGAAUGCAGAGAGCGGCUUUCCUGGCUUCAGGUCACUCGCAGACAAGGAGCGAGGCCGGAGGCUCCAGAGCAGCACCCAUGUACGUUUGAUAUGAACUAGGAGUGAGUUUGAGAGGGGAAGGGCCCCCGAGCUCUAGGCCAGCUCAGUGAUUGAAGCAGCAGCAGCUCCUCUUUGUACCUUAUCUGUCAAUUCUGCACGUGAGGCAGAACGGCCCCAUUACAGCGAUGGCUCCAGUAGCGGCUUGUGGCCCUUUCAUUGUUUCACUGCUUCCUGGGAGCUGCCUUUGGGACCCCAGUAUUCAUCACUGCAUCUCUAGAUGAGAGGAGGAGACGUGUUUUGUACUGAAGCUGGCUGAACCCUAAGACUCGCCACCUUCACUUCAGAGGGGUGAAGGACUAGGAUCCUCUCCCUGC
Molecule: messenger RNA, 3198 nt
Organism: Charadrius vociferus (killdeer)
Lineage: Eukaryota; Metazoa; Chordata; Aves; Charadriiformes; Charadriidae
Gene: NEK9
Product: NIMA-related kinase 9
Exons: 23
Coding region: 1-2739 (912 amino acids)
Biological process (GO): protein phosphorylation
Cellular component (GO): centrosome
Molecular function (GO): ATP binding; protein kinase activity; protein kinase binding
Source: RefSeq, a predicted model, not a curated record